AAGGAAAACGUUUUCGGCGCAAAUUAUUUUCAUAAAUUGAAUAAAAACUAUAAAAAAGCGCAAAAAUGUCGUUCAAGGGCAACACGAAAGUGCAAAAGGUGAUGGUACAACCCAUCAACCUGAUCUUUCGCUACCUGCAAAACCGUUCGCGCGUGCAAGUCUGGCUAUAUGAGAACAUUUCUCUCCGCAUUGAGGGCCAUAUCGUAGGCUUCGACGAAUACAUGAACCUGGUGCUGGAUGACGCCGAGGAAGUGUACGUUAAGACCCGACAGCGCAAGAGUCUGGGCCGCAUUAUGCUCAAGGGUGAUAACAUCACGCUCAUACAGAAUGUCAGCCCUUCCAAGGACUAAAAGAAAGAAUUUCAAGCCACACUCGAAACACGCGCUGUCCUCUACGAUAGUACACAUCGUAAAUAUAAGUGAAUUUAUAUGUAACUUGAAUACUUUCCAAUAAUAAAAGAACCUAAUGUAAAUGAAA
This is a messenger RNA of Scaptodrosophila lebanonensis, 477 nucleotides long. RefSeq names its product probable small nuclear ribonucleoprotein E (gene SmE). The transcript has a single exon. Gene Ontology annotation, cellular component: precatalytic spliceosome; U2 snRNP; U4/U6 x U5 tri-snRNP complex. Gene Ontology annotation, molecular function: RNA binding. The coding region runs from base 66 to 350 and encodes 94 amino acids. Gene Ontology annotation, biological process: mRNA splicing, via spliceosome; spliceosomal snRNP assembly. Lineage: Eukaryota; Metazoa; Arthropoda; Insecta; Diptera; Drosophilidae. The record is from RefSeq and is a predicted model, not a curated record.